Messenger RNA from Hippopotamus amphibius kiboko, 2218 nucleotides. RefSeq names its product EH domain containing 4 (gene EHD4). Bases 134 to 1759 code for a protein of 541 amino acids. Gene Ontology annotation, biological process: endocytosis; endosomal transport. The transcript has 6 exons. NCBI's taxonomy places the organism in Eukaryota, Metazoa, Chordata, Mammalia, Artiodactyla, Hippopotamidae. The record is from RefSeq and is a predicted model, not a curated record. Gene Ontology annotation, molecular function: GTP binding; calcium ion binding; protein binding. Gene Ontology annotation, cellular component: cytoplasm; plasma membrane.
UCGGGCGGCGGCAAGAGCCGCGGGGGCAGCUCAGUGCCAGCUGGGGAGGGUCGAGCCCGGAGCGGGGUCGGAGCUUGGGAGCGGCGCUGAGAGGGCGUGCGCGCGGGGCACAGACCAGCGGACCGGCGGCAGCAUGUUCAGCUGGAUGGGGCGGCAGGCGGGCGGGCGCGAACGCGCGGGCGGCGCGGACGCCGUGCAGACGGUGACCGGCGGCCUGCGCUCGCUCUACCUGCGCAAGGUGCUGCCGCUGGAGGAGGCGUACCGCUUCCACGAGUUCCACUCUCCUGCGUUGGAGGACGCCGAUUUUGAGAACAAGCCCAUGAUCCUCCUGGUGGGCCAGUACAGCACAGGCAAGACCACCUUCAUCAGAUACUUACUGGAACAAGAUUUCCCAGGCAUGAGGAUUGGUCCAGAGCCCACCACAGACUCCUUCAUCGCCGUGAUGUAUGGGGAGACGGAGGGCAGCACCCCAGGGAACGCUUUAGUCGUGGACCCCAAAAAGCCAUUUCGAAAGCUCAGUCGCUUUGGAAACGCUUUCCUCAAUCGAUUCAUGUGCUCCCAGCUGCCCAAUCAGGUCCUGAAGAGCAUCAGCAUCAUUGACAGCCCUGGCAUCCUGUCUGGGGAGAAGCAGCGCAUCAGCCGAGGGUAUGACUUCUGCCAGGUCCUGCAGUGGUUCGCUGAGCGGGUGGACAGGAUCAUCCUGCUCUUCGAUGCGCACAAACUGGACAUCUCGGACGAGUUCUCGGAGGCCAUCAAGGCCUUCCGGGGCCAGGACGACAAGAUCCGCGUGGUGCUGAACAAGGCUGACCAAGUGGACACGCAGCAGCUGAUGCGCGUCUACGGGGCCCUCAUGUGGUCCCUGGGCAAGGUCAUCAACACGCCCGAGGUGCUGCGCGUCUACAUCGGCUCCUUCUGGGCGCAGCCCCUGCAGAACACUGACAACCGCCGGCUCUUUGAGGCCGAGGCCCAGGACCUGUUCAGGGACAUCCAGAGCCUUCCCCAAAAGGCAGCGGUGCGCAAACUCAAUGACCUCAUCAAGCGAGCCAGGCUGGCCAAGGUACAUGCCUACAUCAUCAGCCACCUGAAGAGGGAGAUGCCGAGUGUAUUUGGAAAAGAAAACAAGAAGAGAGAGCUUAUCAGCAGGUUGCCAGAAAUCUACAUUCAGCUGCAGCGAGAGUACCAGAUUUCUGCAGGGGACUUCCCUGAGGUCAAGGCAAUGCAGGAACAGCUUGAGAACUAUGACUUCACCAAAUUCCACUCGCUGAAGCCCAAGCUGAUCGAGGCCGUGGACAACAUGCUGAGCAGCAAGAUCUCGUCCCUGAUGAGCCUCAUCAGCCAGGAGGAGAAUAGCGUGCCCACGCAGCUCGUGCAGGGCGGUGCCUUCGACGGCACGGCCGAGGGGCCCUUCAACCAGGGCUACGGGGAGGGCGCCAAGGAGGGCGCCGAUGAGGAGGAGUGGGUCGUGGCCAGAGACAAGCCCGUCUACGACGAGCUCUUCUAUACCCUGUCUCCCGUCAACGGCAAGAUAUCGGGCGUCAACGCCAAGAAGGAGAUGGUGACCUCCAAGCUGCCCAACAGCGUCCUGGGCAAGAUCUGGAAGCUGGCCGACUGUGACUGCGACGGCAUGCUGGACGAGGAGGAGUUCGCGCUGGCCAAGCACCUCAUCAAGAUCAAGCUCGACGGCUAUGAGCUGCCCGGCAGCCUGCCCCCACACCUCGUGCCGCCCUCCCACAGGAAGUCCUUUCCCAAGGCCGACUGAGGGGCAGGCGGCACACAGGGCGGGUGGUGUGGGGCGGGAAUGGGGGGCCUGGGCCUGAGGCCCGCACGGCCGCGGACUCACUGAGUGACCUUGGGCGAGACGCUGCCCUCUCUGUGCCUCAGUUUCUCCAUCCGUAGAAUGGGGAGGGCAGACACUGGACACUAGAUGAGGUCCCUUCACUUCUAAAAUUCCCUGAGUUUCUAUUAAAAUAUUGGGGGGAGGGGGUGGAUAUGGAGAUUGGAGGGUUGAGAAGAGAGGGAAACCAUCCAAGGAGUCUGCAGAAGCCCGAAGAAGCCCAGAUGUGGAAUCCCAGGAGCCAUGGGGGGGGGGGCGGGGCUGCCGUGGGGUCUGCUGGGCUUCACUGGACUGUCCAUCGUUUUGAACCUGGCUGUCCCUCAGAGGGCACCAAGGGGCAGCAAAGACGAGCUUAUUUAUGUUGUUUCCUGUUCUAUUUAGAGU